Tetrahymena thermophila SB210 is the source of this 1080-nucleotide messenger RNA. RefSeq names its product polyketide cyclase/dehydrase. Gene Ontology annotation, molecular function: ubiquinone binding. The record is from RefSeq and is a predicted model, not a curated record. Gene Ontology annotation, cellular component: mitochondrion. The transcript is spliced from 2 exons. Gene Ontology annotation, biological process: cellular respiration; ubiquinone biosynthetic process. Lineage: Eukaryota; Ciliophora; Oligohymenophorea; Hymenostomatida; Tetrahymenidae.
ACAAUAUUUAUUUACUUUAUAAAAUUUGCCCAAAUAAUUCAAUUAUAAAUGAUUAGCUAGAUAUUGAAAAAGAACUUUAAAGUUUAGUUAGCCAACAAAUCACUUUUUUUAAAAAGUUGCUUAGAUAUGCAUUACAAUCAGAAAAGUAUUUUGCCUUACAAUGCUUAAGAUUUCUUUUAGGUUGUUUAUGAAGUAGAAAAUUAUCAUAGAUUUCUUCCAUGGUGCUCUAAUAGCAUAAUUCAUAAGCGAAAAGGAUUUUAAUAUUUUGAAGCAGAGCUUUUUGUAAAUUUUAAAGUUUACUAAGAUUCAUAUAUAUCUAAAGUAUCAUCAGAUGUCACAAAAGAUAAUUACCAGAUUAUUUCAUUAUCUAAUAACAUAUCAGCUUUUAAGCAUCUUUAGAGCACUUGGAAAAUAAAACCACUUUCAGAAAAAUCAUGCUAAAUAGAUUAUGACAUUGAAUUCGAAUUUAAAAAUAUUCUUUACUAGACAGUGGCAUAAAUGUUUUUAGAUAAUGUAAUAAAAAAAAUAAAUUAGUCUUUUGAAGAGAGAACUUAUUAACUCACAAAACAAAAUUACUUUUAAUAAAAUAAGCUUUCUGUAUUUGUAGAUUUAAAUAAAUAGUAAGAAGUAUAAAAGUAGGUAAAUGAAUAAGUUGUUUCUUAACAAUUCAAAUAGGUUAACUAAAUGAACUUAUAAUUAUAGGAUACGAAUUCAUAAAUAAAUAGCAAUAAAAAUUAGGACGAAACAUUUGAAUAAACCAGCAAAUCAUAGCUAAUACUAGAAAAUUAAUAAAUUAAUACAUAGAAUACUUAUAUGAGUAAUAAAUAAAGUAUAAUUAUAGAGCAUGAUUUGAUCUAAUAAAUAGAAUAGCAUAUAAAGUAGAUGGUUUAAAAGAAUAUAGCCAAAGAAGAUGAAGCUUCAAUAUUUUUAAAAAUCUUCUUAAAGAGUCCAGAAUAAUAAGAAUUAAUAACUAAUGCAUAUAAAUUUUUUAUAAUAAAUAAAGGUCUUAUUAAUAUGAAUGAAGAUCAAGCUAAUUGGAAAUUUUUAUCAGUUCUUAGAUCUUCUACUUUAUAUAAAUGA